Molecule: messenger RNA, 1227 nt
Organism: Camarhynchus parvulus
Lineage: Eukaryota; Metazoa; Chordata; Aves; Passeriformes; Thraupidae
Product: alpha-1-antitrypsin-like
Exons: 4
Coding region: 1-1227 (408 amino acids)
Biological process (GO): negative regulation of endopeptidase activity
Molecular function (GO): serine-type endopeptidase inhibitor activity
Source: RefSeq, a predicted model, not a curated record
AUGCUUCACCUCAGUGCCCACAGUCUGACCCAGACUGAUCACCACACCGACCAGCCUGAGGCAACUGACCCCCAGGAGCUGUAUUCUCUUGAGGCAGAUCCGCUUGAGUCCUGCCAAAGGAUAAUCCCAAGCAAUACAGACUUUGCCUUUCAGUUUUACAGGCAAGCAACCACUCAAGAGCCUGACAAGAACGUUUUCUUUUCCCCAGUCAGCAUCUCUGCUGCCCUUGCCCUCAUGGCCCUGGGCUCCCGAGGCAGCAGCCAGGCUCAGCUGCUGGAGGGACUGGCCUUUAACCUCACCACCAUCCAGAAGCAGGAGAUACACCAUGGCUUUGGUCAGCUCCUCCGCCUGCUGAGCCGCCCUGGCAGCCAGGUGCAGCUGAGCAUGGGCAGCACCCUGUUCAUGGACAAACACCUGAAGCCAAUGAAAAGCUUUCUGAGGGACAUAAAAAAACUGUACAGAGGAAAAGCUGUCUCCAGUAGCUUCCAGAAUUCCACUCAAGCUAAAAAAGAGAUCAAUGAUUAUGUAAAGAAUAAAACCCAUGGGAAUAUAAAUCAAAUACUUGAGGACCUUGAUCCAAACACUCUGAUGGUAAUUGUUAACUACGUUUAUUUCAAAGCUUACUGGGAAAAUCCCUUCAAUAUUAAGGGGACUCACAAGGACUUUUUCCAUGUGAAUGCAAAGACCUCAGUUGAAGUGGAGAUGAUGACUCGAGAUGGAUUUUAUAAAGCAUACUCUGACAGGAAGCUGUCCUGCAAGGUGGUGCAGAUUCCUUACAAGGGAGAUGUUACAGCAUUCUUUAUCCUGCCCAAUAAAGGAAAAUUGAAACAGUUGGAACAUGCCCUGACAAAAAGCACUCUUUCUAAAUGGAAAAGAUCUCUUCAAAGAUGGAUGGAACUGCAUAUUCCAAAACUUUCCAUUUCAGGCACCUAUGACUUAAAGAGAAUCUUAAUGAAUCUGGGUGUAACUGAUGUGUUUUCUAAUCGGGCUGAUCUGUCUGGAAUCACAGGAAACCCUGACGUGAAGGUUUCAAAAGCUACUCACAAGGCCCUGCUGAAGAUCCAUGAGAAUGGCACAGAGGCUGCAGCAGCCAGCAGCAUAGAUUUUCUUCCUCAUUCUGCUCCUCCCAUUGUUAAAUUCAAUCAUCCAUUCUUGUUGUUGAUUGUUGAUCACUAUACUCAGAGCAUCCUCUUCGUGGGAAAAAUUGUAAACCCAACUGAAAAAUGA